AUGUGUCUCUUGUACAGUGUCGUUGUUGACGUGUACUGUACGAGACAGUCGUGUCCUACGAUGUGUGCUGGGAGAAAAUACGAAUACCUAUGGCAAGACGCCCUCGAAUACCCACGCCCAACAAAAUGCAGCGCACCCGACUACAUCGAAUUGCUGCUUCAAUGGAUUGAUCGGAUGCUAGAUGACGAAGCGAUAUUUCCAGCCAAUGACGAGUUUCCGUCAAAUUUUAGAGACUGUAUAGGGAAGAUAUUUAGUCGCAUGUUUAGGCUGUAUGCGCAUAUUUAUACGAUGCAUUUGAGGCAAAUGGAGCAAAUUGGGGAGGGUGCACAUCUGAAUACUAGUUUUAAGCAUUUCAUUUUGUUUGUAACGGGUACGUUGUCUUUGGUUUGUUGGAGUCAGGGAUUUGACUGCAACUGA
Messenger RNA from Synchytrium microbalum, 417 nucleotides. RefSeq lists its product as uncharacterized. The transcript is spliced from 3 exons. The coding region runs from base 1 to 417 and encodes 138 amino acids. Lineage: Eukaryota; Fungi; Chytridiomycota; Chytridiomycetes; Synchytriales; Synchytriaceae. Gene Ontology annotation, biological process: signal transduction; positive regulation of protein phosphorylation. Gene Ontology annotation, molecular function: protein kinase activator activity. Gene Ontology annotation, cellular component: cytoplasm; nucleus. The record is from RefSeq and is a predicted model, not a curated record.